Haemonchus placei is the source of this 1224-nucleotide messenger RNA. The record is from the annotation of a GenBank genome assembly. NCBI's taxonomy places the organism in Eukaryota, Metazoa, Nematoda, Chromadorea, Rhabditida, Trichostrongylidae.
AUGGUGUGCUUUUGGAUCAAAUUUGUGGAAGAGAACAAUUUCGAUCCCAGCCGUCGCAAUCGACAAAAUUUGAAAAAUUCUGAAAAUCCUUACUUGAGUCGCAUCAUCUUUGCUGAACCGGAGAAGUCGAAUACGCUGCCCGAUUCCAUUUUUGCCUCUUGUUUGGCACCAGAUGCUUCUUGGCUUAUCUCAGAUAUAGAGGUAUUCAUAGACACCGAUGGAGUCAAUGGUAGUAUGCGAGCAAUUUCGCUAGCAAUACAACACCCUGACGUAGAGUUGAUCGCCAUCACCACUGUCCAUGGAUGUGUGAAGGUAGAGCAGGCGACGGCCAAUGUGGCACGAGUUCAACGAGCCAAUCUUCUAGAGAAACUCAUUCCCGUCUACAUGGGAGCUUCAGAUGCACUCUUACGACGAAAGUCGUUGCUGAUGUAUCCACGCCUUGGAACAGAUGGUAUCGGCGAUCGACCUGAUCUGUUUCCACAAGUUUCUCCUACGGAUUUCACUAUGCACGAGGCUGAAUCGGCAGCAUUUGCGCUGAUACGCUUGACAACGGAACACGAUGGUGUCACCUUGGUGUGUAUAGGACCGUUAACGAACGUAGCAUUGGCUUACAAAAUUGACAAAAACUUCGCGAAACGCUUGCAAAAGAUUGUCAUUUUUGGAGGAAACCAUUUUGGUUCGAUUGUCUGCGACGCCGCUUUCACCGAGUGCAAUUUUGGUGCUGACCCGGAAGCAGCAAAGAUUGUCAUGGAAGAGAUGAACACUCCGAUCACUAUGGUACCGUGGGAAUAUGCAUAUGCGAUUGGAAAUAACGAUGGAGAUAUAGUUGACUUCCAAGCUCAUCUCAAAAUAAAUACUCCAUUGGCGUCUUUCCUUUAUUUGGCUACAAAUAUCGGGGAUAGCGCGACGUUCAAACACGCUCGACAGGACGGUCACGGCGAGGAGAUCGCGGUCGCCAUUGCAAUCAAUGAAAAAGCGAUAGCUACGGGAACAAACGAUUCACGACUCGGUGUAGAGCUGUCUGAUGUGAAAAGAGGUCAAGUGUCCGGCGACUUUUGUAUGCACGCUGUGAUCAAAGAAUACGACGGCUCAGUAUCUGACUAUCUUGCAGCUCAUCCAGUGGAUCAAUCACGAUCGAUAAUCCAUGUUAUAAUUCAUUACGAUGUAGAAAAACUCGACGAAUGGAUGCAUAAUACCGUACUUGGUAAAGAAGGGCCCUGGUGA